CCCCCUGGCCUCAUCCACCCAGCUCUCUUAAAUACCUGCCUAGGUACUGUAUUUAUUUAUUCCAUAUAAAUCUGUUUAUAUAUUCGUUCGUCUACUCUCCCGAGAAUUGAUUGUUUUAUUCCCUCGCUUCUCGCCGAAUAUCCGGAGGCGCUUGUAUCCAUUAGCGUUGUCACUUGCGUAUAUAAGGUACCCUUGGCUGUCUGGUCUAUCGGGUCUGGCUUGAUUCACGACUCGAUCACCAGCAGACUAUUCGAGUAGCUUCAGCGCGUGAUAUAUUUCUAGUUCUAGGUAAUAUAUCUAGGAGAGAGGUUUUGUUCAAAUAUGAGCAACCCUUCUCGCUUUCCAUCGUGGUUUAUUAGUUGCCUAGCAUCCUGAAAUCCUACUACUUUAAUCACAUAUAAAAAUGGCCAAGAUGGGUCACUCUAGGUGCUUCUCCACCUACGACGACGACUUCGAAUUCGACGACGCCUAUUUUAGACAAUUUUACAAGCCGCUGUCGAAUCUGCCCACACCGCCACCGUCCUCUAAAAAUUCGUCCGCUACGCAGAGUCCUCGCAUCACCGCCGAAGAUGUCGAGAGUAUCAGUCAAGAAUUUCUAGGUCCCGCUGCCCACUUGGCGAGAAUGCUACCCCCGGGAGCUUCCUUCAUGACACCGUCUAUCCCAAUUGUGCAAGGCAUAUUGGCACGUGCCGAUUUGCCGAUGGACAUAAUUGCUCUAGCGGUCUGCGUUUUAGACUCGUUGAAUUCUCGGUUUUCUCGAAGUUGGCGGAUCUCUUUCCCUUUAGGCAAACAGCACGAACUAGGACCAAAACGACAUACGCUACCAUCUGGAAUAGUCCAGGCUGUACAUAUCGACAACAUAUUCCCCGAAGUUAUUAUUCUGGCCGCAUUGAUAAUCGCAGACAAGUUUGUAGAGGAUUUGCAGGAGACAACUCAAUACUAUUGCUCUUCAUGGGGUCGAAAUCAAUGGACGUGCGACCAGAUUAAUUUCACCGAGCGUUGCAUCAUGGAGAAUCUAGGUUAUCGUAUCUUGCCCCUGUGGGAGGAGAAGUUGAUUAAGCAAGCAAGGCACGAUAUCGAAAUGGCUCGAAGGGAGUUGCUCGACGCAGAAAAUGAAAUGGGGGACGAGAGCAAGAUGGCCAAGCACGUAAAAUCGAUGAGCUCUGGGCAUGCCGUGAUGGGCCUGGGCCUGCAGCUCACCCCUGUGGAAACAGAAAUGGCUACUCCGUUUAGUCACGUUCAAGAACUCGAUCGGGAAACUCGAGAGGCAUUCAGCAACAGCACGACCUUGACGAGAGAUUAUUUGCAUAUGCCCCCGACGACUGGACCUCAAUGAAUCGAACGUUCGAACGUUACGAGCCG
This is a messenger RNA of Annulohypoxylon maeteangense, 1362 nucleotides long. RefSeq lists its product as uncharacterized. The record is from RefSeq and is a predicted model, not a curated record. The coding region runs from base 404 to 1336 and encodes 310 amino acids. The transcript is spliced from 2 exons. NCBI's taxonomy places the organism in Eukaryota, Fungi, Ascomycota, Sordariomycetes, Xylariales, Hypoxylaceae.